UAUUGAAAACUUCUUUUUGCUGAAAUUUUUAUUUUUUAAAUAUUUCUCCAUAAUUAAUCUUCUAGUUAUUCAAGUAAUAUAUUGCUUAAUUACUUCAUUGAUGCAUUAUUUAAUUAUUUCAUAACAAAAAGUACGCACGCACUUGACACGUGUUAACCUUGAAACCGGUCAAGUCUUAUCGCUUUGAAUAGAACCCGUUCGUCUACGCAAACAGGUGCUGCAUUUUUUAUAUCCAUUCAUUACGAUUCCUUUGUUUAAUUUUAUUUUUUAUGACUCUUUUUUUGUUUCACAUUGCAACAUAAAAACUUUAAGAUGUCUGAUAAUUUAAAAACCCUUAUUAAAAAACGUAGUUCAAUAAAGUCUAAAUUAACAAUAUUUAAUAAUUAUUUAAUGUUAAUAAAAAGCAGUCCCGAAUUAUCAGAGUUACAACGUCUUGACCUCAUGGAACGUUUUCGUAAAUUUGAAAAUUUAUAUAAUGAAUUUGAUGACCUGCAGAAUACGAUUGAACUACUUUCCGAGGAUGCCGAGUCUACGUUUACUGAGCGUGAGGACUUCGACCGUCAGUAUUUCAAUCUGGUGGCACUCACGCGCAGCCUGCUCGGUGCUUCGUCCAACGGUACUGGAUCUGAGGCGGGCUUCAAAGAUGCUGACUCAGCUCUGGUGAACGUGAUCGGCGCGUCGGGUAAAAAGUACACUGCACGUCUACUGCUGGACAACGGUAGCACGGCCAACUUUGUUACGCAGACAUUCUUCGAGAAACUGGGCCAAAUCCAAAUGGUUUAGUUCCAGAGGGGAGGUGAAACCAGGGUCUUUAGUCCUAAUCAAGGACAAAACAACACCACCACUGCUCUGGUCCCUGGGUCGGGUCACACAGACCUUUCCCGGCGUAGACGGAGUCACGCGGGUGGCAGAAAUCAAAACGAAGAGAGGAACAAUUCGUCGCGCUUUCAAUAACAUCUGCCCCCUUCCUGAUCAAGAUUGAAGAGCACUCUUCAACCCGGGGAGUAUGUCGGCGCUUCACAUAUGCCGGCGAAGAGAGAGGCGCGGGGCGCGGGGCGCGGGCUAGCGGCCCGUUGCGCGUGCGCCGCGAUUCACCGGUCACUCAGCGAGCGACAGCCAAUUAGGCGGACACUUUAUCGUCCUUGCGUGCAAUUUGAAUACGCGAAUAAAUUAUUAUAAUACAGUCCAAGUCUUAUUACACCGAAGUCCCGUUAGGGCU
Molecule: messenger RNA, 1219 nt
Organism: Nymphalis io (European peacock)
Lineage: Eukaryota; Metazoa; Arthropoda; Insecta; Lepidoptera; Nymphalidae
Exons: 3
Coding region: 313-783 (156 amino acids)
Source: RefSeq, a predicted model, not a curated record